AUGUCGGGCGUUCUUUGCGUACCUUCCCCCAAUAGAGAGGAAGGCACGACCAGAGAGGGCUCAAAUGCUCCUUCCUUUCAUGGAAGUCAAUGUCAUCAGCAACAAACAGACCAAUGCGAUAAUUUCCAGCCUGCGGGACCGGCCCACUAA
Messenger RNA from Pyricularia grisea, 150 nucleotides. RefSeq lists its product as uncharacterized. The transcript has a single exon. NCBI's taxonomy places the organism in Eukaryota, Fungi, Ascomycota, Sordariomycetes, Magnaporthales, Pyriculariaceae. Bases 1 to 150 code for a protein of 49 amino acids. The record is from RefSeq and is a predicted model, not a curated record.